Mucor mucedo is the source of this 1461-nucleotide messenger RNA. RefSeq lists its product as uncharacterized. The record is from RefSeq and is a predicted model, not a curated record. The transcript has a single exon. NCBI's taxonomy places the organism in Eukaryota, Fungi, Mucoromycota, Mucoromycetes, Mucorales, Mucoraceae. Bases 21 to 1415 code for a protein of 464 amino acids.
UUUUUCUCUUUUUAUUUCCCAUGUCCAAACACUUUAAACCUGUGAUCCCUUUCUGGAGUUCCGAAAGUAAAUUCCCACCUUUUCCAAGAUUCAAUAAACUGAACGUUACUCUUAUGAAAAACCCCAAAGCACCUGUCCUUGUAACGAAACCUGACGUUCCGUUCAAACCAAAACGCGACCAUACUAAUGUCGCAAAACGCCAUAUCGCCAGCCCACAAACGCAUGUAAGAAAGCCCAUUAACCAACAAACUACUAGCAGUCAAAAACCCUCUGCUAGUCGACAACCUAUUGUCAGUCAACAACCAACUGUUAAGCAAAACCCCUCUUACAAGCAACCACCCUCUUCCAAGCUACCACCCUCUCCCAUUCAGCAACCAUUCUCUCCCAUUCAACAACCAUUCUCUCCCAUUCAGCAACCAUUCUCUCCCAUUCAGCAGACUACGUCCAUUGAACAACCUUCCUCCUUUGAAGAACCCUCUUCCAUUGAACAACCUUCCCCGUCAAUGACCUUUGAUCAGGCGCAAGAUCUUGCCAAGGAAGACAUGUCCACCUUCCAACCAACGAAACUCAUAGAAAAGCUAUGGGAUAAGCGAGUAUUAGCUGUAGAAAUGAUGCAGCUUUUCUCAAAUUCACCAGAAAUCUGUGACUCUGGCGAAGACAGUGCUCUCCAAUUUAAAAAGAAAAUUGAAGAUAUUGACGCUGCCAUUGCUACCAUCAGUGCCGUCUCAGAAUCCCUAAAGAAACCAGCUAAAAUACCAAAUUACAAGAUACCUAAAUGCUUUUUUGUGGGUCAAUAUAACACUCAGUUCAAGACAGAGAGAUGGUACGAAGAUAUCCUGGGUUUUAUAGAAGCAUUUGAACAGGCCUUGGCGGAUCAAGAUAUUGAAUUAGUGUGGAGAGAGUAUAUUCCCGUAUCCUUUUCCAAGGAUCUGAAGCCCUGGGUUGAAUCUGAUAUCUUGACAUGUGAAUCGUGGUGUGACGCUAAAAGAAAGUUAUAUCGCAAAUUUAUGUCUGCUGCAAAGCGUUUAGAGUUUUCUGAAGCUUUGAUGAACUGUAGCAUUGAAAAAGGUGAAGUCAUUGACGCCUAUACCGAUCGAUUUAUGCAAGCAGCAAAAAUGGCCGGAUAUGAAAAAGAGGAUAAGCUGUUGGGCCAAUUAUUCUUUCACGGAUUACCUGUUACAUGGAGAUCAAGAGUGCAUCAAUACCUGCUUCUUAGUAUGGGUUUAAGUAAAUGGACAGUGGAAAACGUUUAUGAUGCGGUGAGAUGUGUCUAUGGACGUGCUCCCUACAGCGCUUUAAAAUUGGACAAAGUCAAGUCAACAAAACGUAAAUUCGACGAGCCUGCAGGUCCAAAUCCCAACCAAAAACCUUCACAAAGAAAGAAACUCGGUAAAAAAACCAAAUUAACUGUCUAAACCUCUUCUAUUUUGCAUAAAUAAAACUCCAUUUUUAAUAAAAGAA